Messenger RNA from Rangifer tarandus platyrhynchus (Svalbard reindeer), 2709 nucleotides. The record is from the annotation of a GenBank genome assembly. Lineage: Eukaryota; Metazoa; Chordata; Mammalia; Artiodactyla; Cervidae.
AUGGAGGGCGGCUCACGUUCGGAGCCGGGUACGGGCGCAGCCCCAGUUAUGGCAGCCAGGACCCCUCCAGAGCCAAGACCCUCUCCAGAAGGUGACCCCUCCCCACCGCCGCCACCACCACCAAUGUCAACCCUGGUGCCCGACACUCCCCCAGACACGCCUCCCGCCAUGAAGAACACCACUAGCCCCAAGCAGCUUCCACUGGAACCAGAGAGCCCCCCGGAGCUGGUAGGGCCUAGGCCAGCCCCCCAGCAGGAAGAGUCCCCUUCCUCAGAAGUGAAGACCAGGGGACCCACCCCACCAGCCACGGGCCCACGGGAUGCCAAGCCUCCUCGAAGGAGCAGCCAGCCAUCCCCGCCAGCAGCACCCACCUCCGACAGCCCUCCCACCAAGCAAGACGUAAAGAAGGCAGGAGAGAGACACAAGCUGGCAAAGGAGCGGCGGGAAGAGCGGGCCAAGUACCUGGCAGCCAAGAAGGCAGUGUGGCUGGAGAAGGAGGAGAAGGCCAAGGCACUGAGGGAGAAGCAGCUCCAGGAGCGCCGGCGGCGGCUGGAGGAGCAGCGGCUCAAAGCCGAGCAGCGCCGGGCUGCCCUGGAGGAGCGGCAGCGGCAGAAGCUGGAGAAGAACAAGGAGCGCUAUGAGGCAGCCAUCCAGCGGUCAGUGAAGAAGACGUGGGCUGAAAUCCGGCAGCAGCGCUGGUCCUGGGCAGGGGCCCUGCACCACAGCUCCCCAGGACGUAAGACCAGUGGGAGCAGGUGCUCCGUGUCGGCAGUAAACCUGCCCAAACACGUGGACUCUAUAAUCAACAAGCGGCUCUCAAAGUCCUCUGCCACGCUCUGGAACUCCCCCAGUAGAAAUCGCAGCCUGCAGCUAAGCCCGUGGGAGAGCAGCAUCGUGGACCGUCUGAUGACGCCCACCCUCUCCUUCCUGGCACGGAGUCGCAGUGCGGUCACACUGCCCCGAAACGGCCGGGACCAGGCCGUGCCCCUGUGCCCGCGCUCAGCCUCCGCCAGCCCGCUGACGCCGUGCAGCGCCCCCCGAAGCGGGCACCGCUGCGCCCCCGCCGGGGAGCGCGGGGAUCGCCGCAAGGCCGGCGCCGGGGGCAGCCCCGCCCCGGCUCGCCUCCGGCCCGAGGCCUCGCCGGUGCAGAAAAAGGAGAAGAAGGACAAGGAGCGGGAAAACGAGAAAGAGAAGAGUGCCCUGGCCCGGGAGCGCAGCCUCAAGAAGCGCCAGUCGCUGCCUGCUUCUCUGCGCCCGCGCCUCUCCGCUGGCAACGCGGAGCACAGUCCCAAAUCCAAGGCCCGGCCAUCCUCUCCCUCCACAACCUGGCACAGGCCUGCCUCCCCCUGCCUCAGCCCAGGGCCAGGUCAUGCUCUGCCCCCCAAACCACCAUCCCCCCGAGGCACCACUGCAUCACCCAAGGGGCGAGUUCGGAGGAAGGACGAGGCAAAGGAGAGCCCCAGUGUGGUGGGGCCUGAGGACAAGACCCAGAGCAAGGGCAAGGCCAGUGACGAGAGGGAACCUGCAGCCCUGGCCUCACCGGCCCCCUCGCCUGUGCCCUCACCCACCCCAGCCCAGCCCCAGAAAGAGCAGCCCACAGAGAUCCCUGCAGAGACAGCUGUCCUGACCUCACCCCCAGCCCCUGCUCCCCCGGUGACUCCUAGCAAACCCAUGGCUGGCACCACGGACCGAGAAGAGGCCACUCGGCUCCUGGCUGAGAAGCGGCGCCAGGCCCGGGAGCAGCGGGAGCGGGAGGAACAGGAGCGGAGGCUGCAGGCCGAGAGGGACAAGCGAAUGCGAGAAGAGCAGCUGGCUCGGGAGGCCGAGGCCCGGGCGGAACGGGAGGCGGAGGCCCGGAGACGCGAGGAGCAGGAGGCUCGGGAGAAGGCGCAGGCCGAGCAGGAAGAGCAGGAGCGGCUGCAGAAGCAGAAAGAGGAGGCCGAAGCUCGGUCCAGAGAAGAAGCGGAGCGGCAGCGUCUGGAGCGGGAAAAGCACUUCCAGCGGGAGGAGCAGGAGCGGCAAGAGCGCAGAAAGCGCCUGGAGGAGAUCAUGAAGAGAACUCGGAAGUCAGAAGCUGCUGAAACCAAGCAGAAGCAGGACAGAAAGGAGGCGACGGCCAACAAUUCCAGCCCAGACCCUGCGAAAGCUGUGGAGGCUCGGCCCUCGGAGCUGCAGAAAGAGGAGCUGGCCCCCCAGGAGCCUCAGUGGAGCCUGCCAAACAAGGAGUCGCCAGGGUCCCUGGUGAAUGGGCUGCAGCCUCUGCCAGCGCACCAGGAGAACGGCUUCUCACCUAAGGGACCCUCUGGGGACAAGAGUCUGGGCCGGACACCAGAGGCUCUCCUGCCCUUCGCAGAGGCAGAAGCCUUCCUCAAGAAAGCUGUGGUGCAGCCCCCGCAGGUCACAGGGCCAGGCCAGGCAGGACCAGAGGAGGCAACAAAUGCCCUUCCCUCGUCCUCGCUCCCUCCCAGCCACUGCUCCAGGGCUUCGGCCCUCUUAGAACCGCCCAACUCUUCGUCCGCCUUCUUCACCAGCUCCGCGCGCGGCUGUGCGGGUCAGCUCGGAGCUGCCGGGGCCAGAGGCAGGGCCAUGGCCGGGGUCCUGGCCGAGGGGUCAGGAAGUGUGUGUCCAGUUCUGGCCAGUGACUCACCCUAUAACUGUGUGCUCUUCCCCUGGCCUCUCUGUGCUCCGCUUUCCUUGCCUGCAAAUUAG